AUGCAACGAUCAAUUGGAAGAUCCUUGAUCACCAGUGAGGGCAUCAACCCCAAUAGUGACCUCAUUCCUCCACUUUCCAUCAAAUCCCUUGACCCCAUUCCUCCAUCAGCCACUGAGUCCCGUGACCCCAUUCCUCCACUUUUCAUCGAGACUAGUGACCCUAUUCCUCUACCUACCACUGAAUCCUGUAACCCCAUUCCUCCACCUUCUAUUGAGUCCCAUGAUCUCAUUCCUUCACCUUCCACCGAGUCUCAUGACCUCAUUCCCCCACCUUCCAUCAAGUUCCAAGACCCCAUUCAUCAACCGUCCAUCGAGUCUCAUGACCUCAUUCCUCCACCUUCCAUUGAGACCAGUGAGCCCAUUCCUCCACUUUCCACUGAGUUAUAUGACUUCAUUCUUUCACCUUCCACCGAGUCCCAUGUCCCCAUCCCUCUACCCUGCACCGAGCCCAUCCUCCUCAUUGUUACAGUAUCCUCCACUCCCCCUCAUCCCCAAUUAUCUACCAGUCUUCUUGCUAUGUUGCUUCCCGAUGUACUAACCUUUCCUCUAUUGACCCUACUACAUCCUGAGUUGUUUCCACCACAGGCAUUGAAGAAGUUUGGGAUUAAGGGCGAGCCCAAAGUGAAGGGCGAGCCUAGGGUGAAGGACGAACCUAUGGCCAAUUCAGACUCUGAGGUGAAGGGCGAGCCCGUGGACGGUGAGGGAGAAUAG
Benincasa hispida (wax gourd) is the source of this 711-nucleotide messenger RNA. The record is from RefSeq and is a predicted model, not a curated record. Lineage: Eukaryota; Viridiplantae; Streptophyta; Magnoliopsida; Cucurbitales; Cucurbitaceae.